This is a messenger RNA of Phalaenopsis equestris, 577 nucleotides long. RefSeq lists its product as uncharacterized. The record is from RefSeq and is a predicted model, not a curated record. The transcript is spliced from 2 exons. Lineage: Eukaryota; Viridiplantae; Streptophyta; Magnoliopsida; Asparagales; Orchidaceae. Bases 117 to 374 code for a protein of 85 amino acids.
AUGAUUUAUGACUGUUUUCCGCCUCCGACAUUUUCCUGCACGAACUCCGAAAAUUUCCCUUAGUAAGCCCUAAUCUUCGAUCGAACUUGGUACCCCGGUGGAUUAUAACGGCGUUGAUGGAGAGAUUCAAGCUUGGCGUCCGCUCUCCAGCACAAAAUUCGAUUUCGGAUAAUUCAUCCUCCAACUAUUACGAGCCUCCUUUGGAUCAAACCCGCGUAUUAGUUCGUGCGGGUUCAAGGAAUGUGGUAUCCCUGUGGACAUGCUCCAAGUUGUGUGCCAUUAGUUUCGCAGUCGGAGUGUUUAUCGGAUUUACGUUGAGGCGGCGGCUACGGGCAUGGGCUAGCAAAGCACUAAAGAGAAUAAAGGAUGACUGAAAAUGCACAAAGCUUGUUAUAUUUUGAUGCCUCGUUUGUUUUCAAUUAUUAUACCAUUUUGGCUAAUACAGCUGCAAGCUAUUUUUUGCGACACAUUCGAGUGUCAGAGCACAACAAAUUUGAUGUAAGUGGACUCUGCUCUAACAAAUUUUAUGAUAUUUUGAAGGAAAGUAGUUUGAAGCUGGUAUGUUGCUUUUUUUAUU